UCUCCUUGCUGUGGCUUUUAGUGAGGUCUUCCUACCAGUAACUGGGUGAUGGGAUUGCUGGAACUCAGGGGUGAGAUACAGACAGUAAGGAAGCAGUGAGGUCUGAUGGGGUCUAGUCCCAUCUCUAGCAUCUAAAGAAGCUUGCAGAAGAGCAGAUGAGGCAUCUGGUGUGCUUAGGUGUCCAAAUUAACAGUCAGGGAUCAGGCAGCUCACUGCUGAGCUUAUUUGCAACAUGUGUGAGGAAAUGACAUUAUUUUAAAGGGGUUUAUGGUAUUUCACCACGGAUUGGAAGCAUUUAUUUUCUUGAGAGAUGAGCCUAUGAAGUCAUUGCAGUUACAGUGAAUGUUCCAGUGUUGUGAUGGAAAGAUACGUUCCAUUGAUGUGGUGAUAAAGUGGAUAAAAUAACUUUGAAGCUGAUUUGCUGUGACCAUGGAUAACCAGUGAGGACACACAGCAUUUUCUGGAAUAUUGGGUGUUCUCAUAAGGAAGAUGUCUCUUCUGCAGCAGCUUUAUAAGGACGUGCUGGGAGGGAUCCCACUAGCAAAAGAAAGCCACUAUUAUGCCUCUUUACUUAAUCUCUGUGUUCAGCAGCCACUAGAAGGAAGUGGAACCUGCCAUCCAAUGCAUCUGCCAUCUACCAGUGGUGCUCUUAGUAGCCCUCAGGACACUGAUAUGGCAGAAGUGGCUGACCCUACACCAGCUGAUAUCUCAAACAGCUUUGCAAACAUUAGCUCCUCGUUCUGUCCACGAGAAGUGAUGCUGCUUCAGUUAACCUUGAUCAAGAUGAUGGUUGCUAAAGCAGAGUCCCAGGAAAUUGAAUUCAAUACCAGGCAGAAGUACUGUGAAAUCUUUGUCCUGCUCCUGAAGGAGGCAAAAAUUGACUCAAAAUUGAUUUCCCUGCUUGGUGGUUGUGAUCAGCUGUUAUCUCAUAUGGCUUCUAAAAGUUUAGCAUCUCUUGUGUAUUUCCAGCUGAAGGAGGAGAAUGCAUUAAAUGUCACCUGGCUCACCUUUAGCUUGAAGACUCUUUCAGGAUUCCCUGUGAAUGCCCGGGUAGCAGAAUGUCUGUGGACUCUUACAACUAUCAUCAAGGACAUACUGAAAGAUAAAGUUUUACCCAAAGCAGGUAUUUUGAAGAAGUUGCUGGCUCCUCUUGAUGCUGUGCUUGAAGGAUUUUAUAAUUCCAUUCUGUGCCAUCAUUUUGACAGUCACCACUAUAUUUUGCCUUAUUCUGAAGCUGCAAACAAUUUGAUUGGUUUUAUAGACCUGCUUGAAGAACUUUUAGCUUCCAGAAUUGAAUUCGAGCUACCACUUAGAUGCCAGAGAAUAUUAUUUUUGAAAAUUUCUUAUGUCCUGAACCUCAUUAGCUCAUCAAUUCACUAUUUAAUCAAGAAGAAAUUAAUCAUGCUCCUUAAAAAAUGUGUCCUCCACAAGGUUAGAGAAGAUGGCAAAAGUGGAGCACUUGUCUUACAAAAUCCAGCUUUAUGUGAGGAUCUGCUUGUGCUGAGUGAUGCUGUUCUGCAGGUGAUGACUUUGACCUGGCUUCAUCAGAUCCCACUCAGCAAAAAAGCCAGCAGCUUCGGGGGUGGUGAAGCUCCUCCUGGAGGUGAUUCUCAGGCUGGUUCUGACCAAACUGUUCUCAGAGCCUUGAGUCUGGUUGUGCUCAAAGCGCUGGAAUUCAAGUUUCAGAGCUCUGCUCCAGAAGCUGAAAUCAAAGGAGACUUUCAGAGUUCCAUGUCCCAGCUGUUGGUGUUCUGGAGAAGUCAUCUGGAGUCUUCCCCACAGUCUCACCCCGUUGUACAUCCCUGUGAAUGGCUCUCCUUGAUUUUCAUAGAGCAAGAUGAUGACAUGUGGGAAGCUGCUAAAGCUUUACUAAUAAUUUAUUUAAAAAUUGAUAGGUUAUGGGAUGAUGAUGCUGCUGGUAACUUCAGCCAAAAAGAGGAGGAAACCUGGAACAACCUUACACAUGCAGGUGGAUAUAAUCCUCACUGUAUCUUUUUAUUUUUCCUAGAAAAAAUUGCAUUUGAUUCCACAGUGCUUCUAGAUUUUUUGAUUUCUUCAGAAACUUGCUUUCUGGAGUACUUGGUAAGGUACUUAAAGCUUCUUAGAAAAGACUGGCAUCAGUUUGUAGAUGUCUGUAACCAUUUUGAUACCAAGCAUGGGACUUUCCAAGCAAUUUCUUCUAUCAAGCCAGCACAUCAAGAAAAACAAAGCCGUGUGACUGGUGAGAGUUUGCAAAAUGCUUGUGAACAAGAACCACAGACUCAGGAAUCUUUGGCUGCUCCUCAGAAUUAUUUAGUGUUUACAAGAGAGCAAGGUGAUAAUGAAGCUGCAGAGUCUAACCAGUCUAACUCAUUGAUAUGCACUGAUAGUACAGCUCUGCUGGGUUCUCUUCAAAGCCUUGUUAAUUAUGACAGCUCAGAAGACUCUGAAUUAGAAUCAGAUGGGAAGGAGUGCUUGGGAAACACAAAGCAGGUGCCUUUAAAUAAUGAGGGUGAGACAAGGUUUGGGGAAACUGGUUGCAGCUACACAGAUGAUAAUAAGAACACACUCAAAUCUGAAGUGUUGCCUCUGAAACAAAAGGGAUUCAGUACCUCAUCCUGUUUGACUUGCAUGGCCUCUUCAGAUAACAUGAUUCCCCCCAAAGUAAUGCUUUACAAAUCGACAAAAUGUUUGGAAGAACUGCAAAAAGCUAUUUCUAGGUUGCAGAGAAGAAAUCUUUUCCCAUAUAAUCCAUCUGCAUUGUUAAAACUACUGAGCCAAGUUGAGGAGAGCAGUAAGAACAUGAAUUCCCAGUAAGCCAAAGAAGUGUUCCAGUGGUUUAGGGUUUUUUUAACUGGUAUACUAGAGAACAUUUUGGUGAGAUUAAUGACUUCUAAAGCUCAUGCCUCUUACACCUGUCAGUGUAUUUAAGCUGAAACAGGAUGAACACAUUGGUUGACACCUUAAAAAAAUCUUCAGUUGCAUUCAGUGAUAGAAUCCAUUACCUUAUGGUCUUGGGCUUAUUCAUGAUAUGUGUGUCACUGUUUGGUAUAUAAGGGUUAAUUGUUAGGUGUUCAAAAUUUGAUAAUAAUGACUAAUGUGAAACAAUAUUUGCUACCUUAUUGUCAAUUAUAUUUGAGGUCAUUCUGUAUGUCAAAUAAUUUCCAGAUUGGUAGAGAUUUAUGGACUACAAUGCAGUGUUAAUGCAACACUGGACUACAUAGAGAUUGAGCUAAAUAAAAUGUUUUAGUUGUGGAC
Messenger RNA from Calypte anna (Anna's hummingbird), 3237 nucleotides. RefSeq names its product lines homolog 1 (gene LINS1). The record is from RefSeq and is a predicted model, not a curated record. Bases 490 to 2796 code for a protein of 768 amino acids. The transcript has 8 exons. NCBI's taxonomy places the organism in Eukaryota, Metazoa, Chordata, Aves, Apodiformes, Trochilidae.